AUGUUUGGGGAAGCUAUUUGGGAGUCGCCGGGGGACGAUGGAGUAUUGCGUUCUUCUUUUUCUUCUUCUUCUCUAGGGCAAGUCAUGCACACAAUCCUUAGCUCUCGGCCGAGGCACCUCAAGGCUGCCAUCGCCGAGCUCGGUCCGUCUCCUUCGAAGAGUGCCUCUGGCGGUUCGCUUCUCUGCCUAGCUUGCUGCUGGUCAUGCAUUUUUAUUCAUUUUUGGGGUCGAUGAUGUGAAGUCGUGAAGUGUGUAUCUGCAGCGCUAUUGGAUGAGUCUCUCUGCUUCCUCUGGAGACAUGUGGAAGACGCCGCCAAGAAGGAGGAGCCGCUUGAUCAUGUUCUGGUUCCUCUAAUCGAACGCGUACAUUGCUCAUCUUGCUCCUUAUGUUUCUUCAAAUCUUGUCGUUGGAUGUGGAUAUUCAAUCAGAAUAAUAAGCUAAGUACAACCUUCUACGCUCGUCGGAGCUUCAUUCUUACGCUGCUCUCGUUGUUAGAAUCUCAUUUUCAUCCUAAAUCCCAUAUCCAUGAAGAUGGAAUAUAAUGUUUACAAAAUAGUGGUUGUAAAUGGUUCGGUGGAAUGUUAGCUGGUUCCUCUCGUUUUCACCUGUAUCCGACCCAUAUGAGAACCGAGACUAGGUGCAUGGACAUGUGAUGACAGGAACAGCGAGUCAUUGCGUAUAAAUUAUCGUAACCGUAACUGUUGUACGCCAGGUGGAGCUUCGAAUAUUUGGUCUGGAGAGAAUCUCGUCGCCUGUUGGUUUUCUAGAAAUUGUGUUUUUCGAAUUCUGUUAAUCAUAGAGCAUGCUCGACAACCUCCUCCUUCUUUCUCUUAUCUGAGAUGGAGGUCUGGUUUUUCCCUUGAAAACACGGUCUCAUUGGCUCCAUGGCAUCUGUCCAAGCUCAGACUGAAGCUGACUUACAUCUGCAGACAAAAUUGGAGAAGGAACACAGGAAAAUUCAUAUCAAUCUUUAUUUUUCCUGUUGAACCAUAUAAUUGGUGUGCAUAUCCGAUGACAUUGCUGUAUUCGAGAAAGGUCAAGUCCCAAUCACAUGGCCGUGAAUACCAUUUUCCUAAUCGAAUUGCCCAUGAACAUACGUUUUGUUUCUGAUUAACCCAAAUCUCAUGCAUUCUGUCGUAAAAUUUUUGGAAAUUCAUGUCGAGCACCAAGCUUUUAUUUCUAUCUUAUCUCAUCACGUGCUCAUGGAUGAUCGAGAAAGAUAAAAUUUUCGUUCUGCCUCUCUGCUGCAAGAACUUUGGUACCAGUUGAUCAUUUUGUCAAUGUCAUCUCGUACUCGGCCUUCAUAAUAUUUGUAAUAAUCUUCUUUGUUUUCUAGGAAAUUGGUUGAUUUGUGAUUCUGUAAACUCCGAAUCCUUUCGGUCUUUGGGGAUUAAAUCAGAGGGGUUUGCUUCUUUGAUGCCUUGAGGUGCAACUUUCUGUUAUUGAAUUCUACUGUACUUUCAAAUGAGUAUACUUAAUACCUUGGCUUCUAGUACGUGUCUGGAUAAUGUUUCAUUGACCCACAAGUUAACAUCGUCAAUGUUUCAUUACAUUUCCUUUUCUCUUUCCUGAAGCCACCAUGUGACUAUCAGCUUCUGUCACCUUCCACCCUCUGUUUCUCUCUCAAUGUUUUUUAACAUUAUAGCUCUUGGCCAGAAUAUUGACGUAGUCAGACUUCAGAGCGUCUCCUUUGUGCUUGUCCUUUAAAUUAUUGUUUCUUUUUAGGUUGUUCCUUCGUUCUAUUUGUCCUAUGAAUAAUGCUUUGAUCUCUUUCUUCGUUGAUUAUUUCAACCUUUGCUAAAUAAUUGAGUUGUGAAGCUCACAGCUCGCUAGCAAUUAGUAGGUUAGACGAGUAUAUGUAACAAUGUGGUUUACGUUAUACCAUUCAAUGUUUGGCUACUGUGGGACGUUCUAGUCACCUGUAUGCAAACAUUUAUUUUUGGUGUUCUAACGCAAAGAUAGAGUUGGGCGCAUAACUCAGGAACAUUACUUGAAGAUCCAAUGCAAUGACUAGCAAUCAAUCUUUCCAUCUUAAAACUAAUUGUCGGUGAAUGAAGUAUUCAUGUCUACAGAUUUGACCACACAAUUUAAAUUUACCCUUUCAAUGCGUGACAAUUUUAAUAAGCACUCUAUUUAGUCUAAACUCACCUCAAUCUUUUCAACUUCUUAGUCAAAUUGACCAUCUGUGGAACCUAUUAGUUUUAAUCUUUCUUCGGUCUCGUAACUCACUAACUUUGAAAACCCUUCCUUUUUGCACAAAAACACCCCUAUUUUGAAGACAAGCUUUCUCUUAUUCUCAUAAUUGGUCUUCAUAAAUCUGGGCUUGUGAUUAGUAGGUUCUCUGAAGCCAGUCAUGGAGACUAACUGCCCACAUCCAUCAAGACCAAUAAGUCGUCAGAACUCCUAAAAUAGGAUCUCUAUGAAACUUAGUGGUACAUAGAGAGAAUUGGGGUUGCUUUUAUUGGAUUGGUCUCACCUCUGUGACGAAGUUGAUUCAGUAUCCUGUUAACUUGGGCCCCUAGAGCUUCCCUAGGUGAAUAGAAAACAUGAAAUUUUUCCUGGGUACUUGACGUGAUGAAUAAUGAUGUGGGAUGAUUGUUUCCUAAAACCUAUACUAUAAUAGGAUCUCUAUGAAAUUUAGUGGUACAUAGAGAGAAUUGGGGUUGCUUCCAUUGGAUUGGUCUCAUCUUUGUGGUGAAGCUAAUUCAAUCUCCUAUUAACUCGAGUCCCUUGAGUUUCCCUUGGUGAAUCAGAAACGUGAAGUUUCUCCUUGGUACAUGACGUGAUGAAUAAUGAUGUGGGAUGGUUUUUUUCCUGAAACUUCUUCUUCAUAUCGACUUGUUGAGUAUCAGCCCGACUAUCAUCAGUUGCAGCAGUUGGCACAAUAUGCUUUCCUUGCUCACCGAUCUUGGAUCUAAAUAGGGGAUGAUCUCUACAAAGCUCUUCGAUAAUCUUAGGGGUUUCCAACUUGAUGUUGCUAAGUGAUGGCACCGUGGAAUAAUAAAACGAGAGAGAGAAUAAAAAAUAUGCAUUAUGAUUGUGGCUACAGUGGGUGUCACAAUCUGCUGGGAACGUUGCUAUUGAGGAUGAAAUCAAUCAUCUAUAAAAAAAACUUGCAAUGGUGUGUUUAUAAUUUUCAUGUAUCUAUUUUAAUUAAUUAAUUAAUUAAAGUUGACUGAGUCCAUGCAGUUUUAAAACUUUAAGUUGCCAUUUUACUUUUCCUUUUUAAUUUAGCUCGAGGGAUGUAACAUUGAUUCGUACUGUUUAAACUCGAGCUGUGCAUGAAAGAGGGUGAUCGCCAACAGAGUAGAUCAAUUCACGUGCUAUAUAGUAUGAAGAACUUGAGGUAAUGAGCUCCUAUUAUCAUUGAGCCAGCGUAUAUAGGUUUAUUUUGUAUCAUACAAAGUAAUAAACCACAAACUUUAUCCUCGUAGAGGGGGGAUAUAAAUACUUGAUAAGCUCAGCGUGAACUCAUUCUCCGAAGUCCUGCAUAACAACAAUUAAGCAACAUCGUAUUACGUUCUACCUCCCUGUUCUGUGCAUCCGACAGCUCACUCCCAUUCUUUAGCACCAGGAAGUAGCUUACAUUGCAGUCUAUCCAUAGUUGAUCUUCCUCAACUUCCUGUGAUAACUUCUCCUUUGUUGAUUUCCAAUCCUCCAAAUUCCUUGAAGAAAGUCCCAAAGUGAAACCAUUUACUUGGCCUCCAGGUAAUUGACCUUUGUUGCUAUAGUUGAUUUCUUGGAAGCUAAUCAGUUUUUUACCAUCCUCCACGAGGAAGAGAAGAAAGAAAAAUAACCUUACUUUUCCUUCGUCAUGUUGUAAUUCACAUGUGUAAUCACUGACUGAGAAACUGAAUUGUUAUUGUCUUAGCAAGCCAAUUAGUGGAUGCAUCUGUUCGUCAUUUUUCCUGACUUUUUGAUACCAAUAUUGUACUCAUUUUUGUUACGUCAACCAUCAAUGGUCCAAGACACAUUUUGCAUCCGUCUAUUGUCAAAGAUUUUGUAGCUUCCCUGGCUGAUAUUAGCCCUCUGAGAUUGGUUAGAAAAAGGAAGCCAUGUAAAGGUCUCAUAUGUUUGCUAGACAUUCAAAGAGAUUCUGGUGGAUCAGACUGUACGCUCAAUUAAGAAUAGAGCAAUUUCUGUUGCUUACUAGACGAGGUUGAGAGAGGUCUGUUGAAGUUUAUACAUCGAGGUGAUGAUUUUUAAACCUUGUAUUUCGUGGGUGGAGAUCCAUUUGACUUGAAAACCGCUUAUCUAACCUUAGAUUUUUGACCACGUCUAUAGUUGGGCAGAAAUCUUAGGAUUUUCAUGAUACAAUCGGAAGGUUUAUUGUUGCUUCAUAUUGAAAGGGAUUCUACUUACUCAAUAGAAAGCGUUUGUGAUUUCAACUUCCCAUUCUAUCAGAUUUCUCUUCCAUAACUUGACCGUGAUCGCUGGAGCGUAUAAAGAGAGUAAUCCGUUCUUGUCCAAAGGCAAGAAUUUGACCGUACUUUGGUUGAAGAUCAGUGUGUUUCUUGUUCUGGGGUGGAGGUCCUGAGUUAACUUCAUAAAAUGCCCCAUGGAUACAUUUAAUUUCGUUUUUGUUUGAAUGGGGGUGGCAUAAAAAGGAAUUUUCUUUGUAUUGAGAUAGUUUAUAUCAUCUAUCUUUGUUGUUUUAUGUAGCCCGAGUCAAGAGUUUGUUGAUACACAGUUUUUUUUUAAAAUUACUUUUGGUGAUUGCUGUUCCUUUUCCUUUGUGAUGGUCUUCUAAACCUCUCACAGGAUAAGCCACUAAUGGAUUUCCUGCUAGAUAUUAUUUCAUCAAUGGGUUUGCCCAUGUAUGAUGAAUGCAACUGUACCCUUCUGCUAAAAUAAAAGAUCCUGUCAGGUUCCUUGUGAGCACAAAUUUAUUGCUAGGUUGGAGAAAAACUAUCAAUUUUUUGUGAAGUGAGAUAUCAAGCUCUUGAGCUCCAACAGUAGCAUUUAAAAAUGUACAUGUGUGCCGAUCAUUAAUUAGCCAAACCUAUUACCUUUCUUGGUCAAUGUUUGUUACGUUUCCCUGUCUGCUUGAUUAAUCUUUUCUUCAAUUAUUUUCAUUUUACGCUUUGGUCUAAAUGCUCUUCAUUUUUUUCCUCUAAUUGCUUGUUUACUUGUUUGUUGCAUGUGACAAAGUCCAAAGAGCCAAAGGGUAGCAAGCAAGUGUUCAUUCUGAUUGGAUGGUUAUGCAGAAAUGAACUUCUUCUUCAAGCUAUUUUAAUUAACCUUAUAGAAAUUAUUACAACUAAGGCUGAUCAUUUCACUGCCUUUGGUUGGUGUACCUUUGUUAAAAGCCUAGUUGAGCUAUCUUCCGAUCGAUUUUUUGAAGGUACUGUGUUACAUGACUUUUUCGCCAUUUUAGGUGCCUAUCUUUCAGAGUAUUGCUAAUCUAAGAUUUUGAUUACUUAGAGUGUUGCUGUAAAGUUAAGAGGGUGGAGUGAUGUGGAUAUGAGCUUCAUAGGCUGUUGGUUUGUUAGCAUUUAAAAAAUUUAGUUUCUGUUAUGAUGUCUUUUCACCUUUGAGUAAUAUGUGCUUCACAAAAGCGAGUUCCAGAGAGUGAAAAAAAUAAUGCUCUAGCUCUAAAAUGUUUGGAGCUAGAUGUGGAUAAUGAAUGGGUUAUUUCCAAUUUUUCUGGAGAGGUUCUGCAUUCCUGUAUCCUUUGGCUUCCUUUCAUAAACCAGUGUGACCAUCAUAAGCAACUUGCUAGCAUAAAUUUUUUACCAGGGGCUUCACUUUUUAAAGUUGGCGAGGCCACAUUUCGUUGAUAACAGUGCGAUUCUGAGUAUGAUCGUGUUCCUCACCUGAAAGACUCUAUUCCUUAGGUUAUUGGUUGUUUCUAGUUUUUCGUAUCAACGCUUAAGCAUGUUUUAAUAUCAUCAUCCUGGGGUCUCUCCCGUUAAUUGGGUGUUGGAGAAGCCCAUGCUAUGAAAUAAAUGAUCUCUCCCUUGUGUCAUUCUCUACUUGACAUAUAAUUCGUGGUCGAAAUAGCUUUUUCAUGAGGUGUCUAAGAUUACAAAACUUGAAAGAUUACGAAUCUCAAGAAAUAAAUGGAUGGGGAGCCUCUGGUCGAGGUUUUCUUUGACUUUGAGAUGGGCUCAGAUUAACGUAAGUGAGCAGUUUUUUUGUGGGACAGGAACACACUCUUUUCUAGGACUACAAUCAGGUCCCCCCUCAGGAACACAUUCUUUUGCCCCCCUGUAGAGUGGUGGGCAAAAUUCAUUUUGCUUUCAUUUUUCUUAAAUCCUGACGAAUCUAUUGUAAAUUAGCUGAUGAUGUCUUCCUACUUACUGUAAACCUGAUUCAUCGUUUCUAGUCCACUUACACUCGUGCUGAUUGUUAUCAUCAUUACUCGAGCUAAGGUGCGGAUUCAUUUUAUUGAUUACUUUUCCUGUGUAAUAGGGGAAGAGGAACGACAUCAUCUCACUUUAUUGAAGAUUCUUUGCCGAUCAAUUCCUCGCCUACUGGUUAUUACAUGUGAGGGAAGGUAUAAUUGUAACCCCUGUUGGAAUGAUACCCAGGAAGAUGACACUGUUUUCUUGCCGACAUUUACAGUGUUGUUCUAUGUUUCUCUCUAGUCCUGAGAGUUUCAUUUUAUUUUCUUUCAUGUAUUACAAUAUGAACUGCCCAUUCACUUAAAUGCUUGAGCGUAAAGCUUAUCUGAGAAUUAUGUUUUCUUGCAGCACUUUGGUUGAUGGAUUUGAGUUGCCUACUCGCCUUGCAGUGGCUGCAGCAGAUUGCACUUUAGUUCUUACAGAAGCGUUGACGAAAAAAGAAUUUAUGUCAAGUAGUCAGAAACCUUUGACCGAUUCAAAGAAAAAAAACGAGCUUAUCAAAAUGAUAUCACUUUCUGACAAUGAAAAGGAACGCAAUCAAACUCAAGUAACAGAUACAUCAGACGAUAUAGGAUCUGAAUUUCUAUUGUGGCAUUAUUUGAAUGAGCUCGUUAUCCUAGUGGAAAAACUUGAAGCUGUAAUUGUUUUCUACUCAUUUUUCUCCUACACAGCUGUCGUUGGAUUUUCGUUUCUCAUUCAUGAUUUUAGUUUCUUUUGCGACAUCAAGAUUAAGUUUUAAUUUGAGCGUGUUUGUGGCUUAUUAAAGUGGAGCAGGAAAAGCUUGCCUUUACAAGAGAAAGGGCUGAAACAAGUAAGAAAGUGGUUGUUGGAGAUAAAAGAGUAUUAUUCUUUCGUACAAGAUGAGGCAGGUUUUGCAUCUUAUCCUCUUUUAUUGCUCUAUGCGGAUUUUCGUGUUAAUCUGUUACAGUCUCAUUUCCCUCAUUCAUUUCGCUAUAUAAUUUGAUUUUCUAAAAUAGGUGGCGAGUCGCUGAGGAAUGGAGUAUUAUUGCUUUCGUCAUGUUGGAAACAUUAUGGGAUGCUCCUCCGUUUUGAAAAGUACAAAUCCUCUCAAGAUUGUCUUCAAGUGCUUGACCAAUACUUGUCUGCUCUAGAGGUACAAUCACAUGAUAAUAUUCACAUGAGAGUUCUCUGAAAAUUUAUCCUCCACUUAACAAACUAUAGGACAAUUUAUUGUUAAUUUAAUGCCAUACGACAUUAUAAGCAAAUAACUCUGUUCUUUGACUGUGUUAGCUUUUGAAUAUGUAUGGAUAGCAGCUCUUGUAGUAAUACUCUUAAGGAAGUUGUUGAUCAAACAGUCUUCCAGACAUGAGCAUUUUUUCUUUGAGGGAUAACUUUUGCUUCUCAGUCCUGCUCAAUAAUCAGUAAAAAGGUUAUCUUCGAGUUCUUUCAGAUGCUAAAACUUAUGUUUCACUUUAAUUCAAUAAUCAGUUUUUUUUUUCUCUCCUUUCUGGCUUAUGACGAAUUUUAUACUUUUGGUCGUUUGAUUUUAUUUUCUAUACUUUUUAAUAGAAGAUGUUGAUAUUUCUGAUACCAAAGUCAUAACGUUUCUGAAUAUUUUAAAACUCCUUGGUCUAGCUUGAGCACUGGGAGUUUUCUCCUCCUUGCACAGCUGACUUGAGUUCGAUCCCAAAGGUAAAAGCGAAUUCGCGAUUCGGAGGGAUAUUAUCUAUCAAUGUCGGUGUCAAAGAGGUUGAACCAAUUUCCAGGAAGGUUUGGGAAAUCUAACUGUAGUUGAAUAAUGGUGACUGACGUCUUACAGUCACCGUUAAAAAAAAUGGCCCGGUCUAUUUCAACAUGGAAACAUUCUCUCCUACUUCAAACGGCAAUUUCUGUCUUAGCAUUGACAUUUUCCGGGCGAGUCUGACGUGCUCUUUCGAGCUCAAGGUCGGUCCGGACUUUUGAAGGAGCAGUUCCAGUGUUGACUGUACAAAAGUGGUAGAAUUGGAGAGAAGAAACUCACCGACAAGAUGCUGGUCUGACCACAUUGGGUUUUCUGGAGAGCUAACUGAAGGAAGGGUCUAGUUACUCUACUUUACCGUUAAAAUUAUGUAAAAAAUUUACAUGGAUAAACAGUGGCCUAUUAAGGUGACUAUUUUCUCUUAGCAAUAAUGAAGAAGCUAUCACCUAGGGUUCCUAAUGAUCCGAAAUAUUGUGAACACAAGAGCAUGAUCUUCUGCACCCAAAUAUGCAUUUUGAAGUAGCCAUGUUCCAUGUAGAUCAAGCUCUAAUUUUUCAAGGAGAAGAAGACCUAUCAACCUAUUUCGGUGAGGAAGAUAUGCCCAGUACUAGAUGACCAAGGAUGGAUAUGCCGUGCCAUUUUGGUUCAAGUACUCCUGUCCCAUCAUCUUAUAUUUUCUUGGCAAUGAUGUUCCAGCUCCAGCUUCGACUCAUGAGAAGCUUAUUGGUGGUUUCAGAAGAAAAGAAAAAGAGGAAGAAAGAGCAGAAGAAAAGCAUAUUCUCAUGGUCACUAUUGUUCCUAAAUGGGGCAAUGAGUCUCCCGGAUAAAAACUUGGUGGAGGCGGGAAUUAGAUUACUAGAGAAGAGUCCCCGGAAAGAUGAGGGCCACGGCCUAGAGUGAUUCCUGUUCAGGAUGAGUGAUUGGUGAAUGAGAAAAUCUGUGGAAACCCUAGCAUAGGUGAGAGCUGUUAGGGCACUCAUCCCCAUCGUGGAAGGGGAGUCAAAGGCAUGUUGUUGACAUUUGGAAGCCAAUGUGCCUACAGUUGGUUGGUUGGGAUUUUAUUUUUGUGGAUUGAAUUUCUAAAAAUACAAUAUCUUAAUUUCUGUCUGGUUUAACCUGUAACUUCAAGGGGUGGAACCUCAGCGUAUUGCCUUGUUACUUUAUUUAAUGAUAUUUUGCUUGUAGAAAUUUCAUUUCUUGGUCUAAAAGUAGUGUAAAAAAUUAACGAGUUAGUGAUUUUUUUGUUAUCAUCAAGAUUAACUUGUUUGGUUCAACAACUGUAAUGUUGCCUUUGCUUAUUUGCUUUCUUUAUCAUCCAUUUACGUUUUUAAAGAACAGUUGCAUGAGUUGAAUUGCUUUCUGGGUAACAAAAGUUCGACACUUGUUUUAAGUGAUCAUUUUGGACGGUCAUUACACUUAAAUCCGGGUUCAGUUGCUCAUAAUUUUCUCAAAGAGGUAUCCAUGGGAAGAGAUUUUGCUACGCCAAUCGUGUAACAGGUUCUAAUUACAAGUAGAAUAAUUCUGUACUUAUCUAUGAUGAUCUAGGCUUCAAGAUUUUUAUUUCUCAUGCAACACCAUUCUUAGUGAUUUUUUAUAUUAUGUGAUCUGGAGUGCUUAUGCUACUGUUUUCUUUUUUUAGCUUUCCGAUAUAUUAUCAGUUCUAGGAAAAAAAAUCUUUAUUUUGUCAGGGAUCUUUGUCUAGCACUAAAUGUCCUGUUUACAGUUCUAUACACAACAUGAUGCUGACGGUGAUCCUAUGAAAGUUACGAGUUCGAUUGAGACCCGGAAAUUCUUCUUGAAUUGCAUAGCACUUUUCUGGGGUAAACUUCCUGCAGAACAGCGGAAGACAGCAACAUCAGAAACUGGAAUUAAGCUUGUUAAUGCCCUACUGUCACAGGUAGUCUUUACUCUAGUAAUUUAAAGAGGAUAUGUACUUAGCAUUUUCGGUUAAUCGACUUUUGUUGUCUUUGGCACCUUUUUGUGAUGGAUCAUCUAAUAUAAUAUGUGACUAUUUUUACAAUUUAUACUUUUUGUUGAAAUUGUUUCAUCUGAUAAUGAAAGUUCCAUUUCUUGUCUUUGUAUAUUUCUGAUGGUGGUUAGACAUAUUUUCCUUCCUUUCAAAAUACUACACACGCUUAGGUUUCGUCCUUAACUGAACGAAGUUGCUCUAAUGGGUUAAGUCUUGUUCUGACAGCUGGGUAGAGACAGGUUCUGUUCAAUGACAUAUUUUUUUAAAAUAUGUCAAUAUCGGAUCUGAUACUUCUUUAUUCAAGAUGUUAUUAUCAAGGUUGCUCUCAGAUUCUAAGCAUAUUUUAUUUUCUUGUUGGAUGUGGUUUUCGAACUUACAGAUUUUGCAGAUGAGUUUGGAAUUGUAGUCAAUGCACCUAGAUGUGUUGUCUACUUGAGGUUUUCCACUGCAUGAUGCUUUCCCUUUGUAUUUGCGUUCUCUGUGAACUUAAUACAAGAGGUUUGUUUCAAAUUUUUUGAGGAUGCUUGUCCCAUUCGAUCCCCUUGAUCGGCGGUUCAAGAGAGAAAUUUUAGAUGAAAAAUAAUUUCGGUGAAAUAAAUGAAUUAUCACAGGAGUAUAAGACUAGUUGUUACAGAGCACGCAGGUUGUCAACAUGUUCUCACAUUUUGGGUAAGAGGUUAUCACUUGGCAGAGAAACGGGAGCUGAUGUAGCAGCAGGAAUGCUAUAGAAUUAUGGAUGCCUUUGCCAAAAAGUACCGAUACAUAUCCAUAGAUUGUGUCCGUUACAAGUUCUCUUAAGUGAUGCCCUCAAAAUAAGUCCCCACCACUCCCCCGUGAUAAAUAAAUGAGAAAUAACGAUACAUGGAAAAAUGAAUCAUACUUGUGUCCAUGUAAACAUCAACGCUGCAUCUGCAACAAAACAUUAGACAUGACUAUGGGGUGAGGCUAAGCCUCUUUUGACUAUACUGGUUGUUAAACUGUUGUUUGCAUAGAUGACUUUUGUUUUGAGGAAAAAGUGCAGCGAAUCGCUUCUAAAACUCUCUUCAUGUCUGCCCCAUCUCUAUCUCAUCAAAGGAUCAAGAGAGCUUGUGGGGGUUAAGACUACAUGCUUUGUUGAAGAUCACCUUCAUAAUGUGUUUAGCAACCUAACCUGAGCUUUUGAUGGUGUUUUACAGACCCGUGAUAUGUUUUGUGAUAUGUUUUCUGUUCGACAUUUCCUGUAAUGUUUGGCUCAACGUUCUAGGUUAUGAAUAAUUACAUCUAGUAAGCUCAAUUUUGUCGGAGAAGUUGUUCUUAGCAGUCGUGUACCAUCUUCUUAUGUUUGAACCAAAAAUAAAUAAAUCAAUAGGAAUUGUCUUUAUGCAUUUCACAUAAUACUAACCGGAAUUCUUAUGUCGUUUGAAUUCUUGUUGAAAUACCAAAGUCUUGCAUAUCAAAUUUCCCGUCUGCCUGGAACAUGAGAAUAUGAAUACAUCCAUACAUCGUUGAUUAAUAUAACGAAGAUUGUCCAUUAUGUAGCAGUGAAGGUUCACGCAUCAACUUAAAAAAAUUCAAAAUCAUUAUAUAUAAAUUUUCAAGAGCAAAAUUAAAAGAUAAUAUUUGUAUUUUAAUCAAGGUAAAAUAAUAUUCUAUAUUGUGUAUGUGUACAUUGUACCUUGUUGAUGCUAACUGAGAGAGAUUUUGAGUUAUGUAUAGAGUUAUUAAACCACGCCAAUGGUUAAUACGAUAAUUUUUUGAACCAUUGGGAUGCGUCUUGGUAACCCUCUGCUAGAAUUUCAUGUAUUACAACCUAUCAUUAUCAUUAAUAGAACACUUUACAACAGUCAUCUCAUAUGCUCCUUAGUAAAAUAUACUAUAGUUAGCAUCAUUCAAUCGGAUGGCACUCCAGGCCGCAGUUUUCUGCUUUGUACUCUGCGUCAUUGAUGUUGACAUGGUCCCGAUGCUAAUGGGUAAUUUAUACAGACUUCUUGAAUUCCAUUUCGUUUGAAGUUCAGGUCAUUAUCUAUUGAUUAAGAUUAUAACUUCCUUUGAGUAACCAUAUUGUACGAUCAUUGAAAAUCUAUUCCAAUUCGCGUCAGAUUUUUGGUAGGAAAUGCAUAUUUCCAUUCCAUAUUUUGAUUUAGAAGUGAGCACUGAAAUAAUAUACCUUCCUUCCUUUCUUGAAGCUUAAGUGUGACCGCGAGGAUCUGGUGGAAAUAAGUGUAAGCAUAAUGAGAGAAGUAAUCUUUAGAACUGAUUUUCAGUCUGGAGGAUGUGCUGUUGAUACACAUCAGUUACAACAUAUUCUGCCUACGCUGCUGAGUUUUCUAGAUGAACGCGAUUCCACCGCAAAGGCUGUUAUUCUGCUCUUGGCAGAAUUUUGCUACGUGUAUCGCUCUGAGAAAUCGUAUGCGCUUAUGUGUUAUGAUUUGUUACAAUUAUCCAUCAUGUUCUGUGUCUCUCUGCUCAUUUUUUUCCUUCUGUGACUUUUCAUGGUUAAGCAGAAGCAGAGAUGGACCAGGCAUUAUGGAAAUUCUCAAGCUUCUCGCAUCUGGAUCACAUAACCAAAAAAAGAAUGCUGUUGAUGUUAUUGUAGAACUUGUUCAUGGUUAUUCAGAUGCAAAAAAUAAAAUAUCCCCUGCUCUGUGGUAAGUGACUACUCUUUGCAGUUGAUACCGAGUUUCCUUGAGUUACUACAAUGGAUUUUCUAUUAAUUGUUGAAUCUUAUUUAUCAAAAUAUAUAGGCAGGAUAUUGCAAAGCACUUGCUGGAAUGUCUUGGAGAUGAAGAACUUAUAGAUAAUGUAUUGGCGUCCAACCUCUUUCCAUGUCUCGGUAAGUCUAUUUUCAGAUAUAUCUUAAAAAUUCACUCGCUAUCUUAUUUUAUCCACUCUUUAGACCAAGCUCUUGUCCUAUUCUUUCAGAAACUGUAUCAUGGUCAUAGUCACUAUUGUAAAUUGUAAUGGUUUCAUUUUGUAUUUGACGUUCUUGGAUCAUGAACUUUUGACCUUAUUCAGGAAUCUUGAAUAAAGUUUAUUGAUUUUCUGUCAAAACUGUGCGAAUACCGUUCAAUUUUUUGUUUAUUGAACAGUAGGCUGCAUGUAAUUAAGGACCUUGAAGUAGGGGUAUGACGAGGUCUAUGAAGACUUCUGUGUCUUAAGAGAAACAAGCAUCUUCCUAUAACUCAACCACCUUGGCUUCUAGGACACUUAGAUGGCUCUGAUUUCUCUUGUACAACGGCUCAGUUAGGAUUUGAUAGAAUAAGGGUCACGCGAGGUCAAAAGAAAAUUUUCUCGACUGAGUUCCAUGGGAUAAAAAUAAAUAAUUUUGAAGAUUUAUUGUAAUUAUAUAUAUAUAUAUAUAUAUAAUAUUUUUUCGGGACUACUAAGCUGACUUCAGUGCCUUUUCUGAGGUGAUAUGAACGAAAUUUUUAUGUAUCCAUUUCUAAAGUUACCAAUAGCGUACCUGAUCUGUAUGUAACGUACAUGCUGGCAAAAUUUUGCUGGACGUGCAGUACAGAUGCGAACAUUUUAUUGGAUGACAUGUCAUGUUCUCAUAGGACUUCGUAUUUUACUGUUUCCUCUAAAACCUUCUGAAUAUUUCCAAAAAGUUGACUACAUAUCGAUAUAGAAUGGAAAGUCUUAUUGGAUGGGAUUUUUACACGCCAUUUCUUCAUGGUUCGUAGCAUUAAUAUAUUCUUUCUCUGAAAGCCAUUGCAUAUUACUGAACUGUUCUUUGGUCUCAAAGGUAUCUCAUCUUAUCGAAAUUGAAGGAUGCCAAACUUAAUUUUUAUUGUAUUGCUAAAUUAAACGUUUAGAAACAUGGACAAUUAUUUUUUACGUUUACUAGAUACUAACAUUUCUUGAACAUUUGCUCCUUGGUCCAGAUCCUAGUUUUGUUUUGCCUCAGCUAAUUCAUCUUUCAUAUUCGGGUAAUGAAAAAGUGAGCUUUUCUUCUGCUACUGCACUCUCUUCUGUGCUCAGCCACCAUAAUGACUUUAGUGUGAUAGAGAUGCUAGUGGACUCACUCAGGUUCUUUUCCAUACUCUCUGAUUCUCAUACUAUUUGGAAUUGAAUGAAAUUAUCAAUGGAUAAAUAUUUUCCUUUGAUUUCUGUAGCACAGAAAAUUUAUGUUUUUUGUUCUUGUUGCAGUGACCUUAUGAAGAAUCCUGAUUUCUCACUAAAAGCAGGAACGUCAGAGAAAAAUAUAGAGGGCAAAUCUCCAUUGUUACAGUCAGGUGGAUUCUACAUCCUUCCCUUGUGAGGUUCAUCUAUUCUAUUGAUGAAUUUACAUGUUAACUCGAUGUUGCUAACUUUCAUUAGGCCCUUAUGAAGCAGAUAGUUUGUGAACAUUUUCGGAAUGGGUUUUUUAAUGUUCUGAUCAUAGUAUUCAAGGCAUCACUUAGGACCUCGUUGGCAUGGAGGCAUCUAUGCGGUGUGAGCCAUUAAGGCUACCUAAUUGAGUGGAAAUGACUUAUGGUGGCAAAUUGCUGCCUUAGUUGCCUUAAAAACCUUGGUUCUGAUGCAUUGUACUCUUAUGCGAGUAUCUUCCGAGCCUUUUAUCAUACAUAGACCUUAACUAAUUGGAGUUCAUGUCAUUUUUUUAAACUCUUACAAUAAUUGAUGAUUUUUUAAUUGGUUUUCAGGUCCAAAACUGGAUAUCGAUCGUGUAUUGAAGCUGACCCCAGGAUGGUCAGAAAGUGUAUGGCUUGCAACCGUACCUUUUUCCUGAAAAUUUAAUAUUCUAGUGAAGUGUAAUCCAGAUCUGUUUUUCAGUGCGACAAAGUUAUUAUCUUUUGCUGUUGUUUUGCAAUUCUUUUUUCACUCGUAUUACUCUGUGUUUGACCAUAUAUGGUUCACAUUAAUGUUUGGGUAGUGACUGAUAUUAUCGGUGUCUGUUUCUAAGUUGAAGAUUGCAUGCUCUUUUUGCAGUGCACGCAUGUUUUUCUUAGAUUUGUGCAUUUAUUAUUGGAUUUUAUUGUAAAUAUGAUAUUUUAUGUUUAUAUUGAAGGGAUGGCUGAGCUAUCUUUCUAAUUGAAAUAAAGAGGUUGGAAUCUUGAAUAUAUCAGACUCACCAUAUGAUAUUGAAAAUUUGAUGUUUUCUUAGUUUGAUUUGAAUCUUGUAAAAACCUGGGGUAAAACUCAAGAUGAUUCACUUUUGUUUUUAUAAUCAAACUAUAAAAUUCCUGAGUUGCAGGGUUUUUAAUGAUCCUUAUUUUUACAUUCACAUUUUGGCUCUGUUUCUUCAAAGACAUUAUAACCUUGGGUACACUUCUCUUCUAAAGAAUUAUCAAAGAGCAUAGGUACGAGGAAAUGAAGCGGGAAGGACUAGAGGAGGCCGUCAAAAACUUAUAGGCAUUCACGUAAUUCUAGGAAUACUUGCAAAUUUGACGGGAGCUUCAUAUAAUUUGGGGAGGUAACUCCUCCGAACAGGGGAAGACAUUAUUCAACUGGAAGUUGUACUUCCAAGGACUAGCUCAUGACAGGUUUAGGAGGGAUUCAAGCCCAAUAAUGACAAUGACUCCAAAAUCCUGUCUUCAAGAAAGUCAUCUCCUUGAUAAAGCAUAUAGCCCGAAGAAAAACUUGCCACUGCUAUUUUCUUUCCCCUUCUCUUCUCUUGUUACCCUCUCUCUUUUCGUUUAAUGAAAACUGAUAAUUGAUGGAUUGGGAGGAGUGCUGAAACUGUGAACUAGUAAUUCAAGUCCAAGCUCAGUCGUUGAAUAAUUUACUGCUUAUUUGAUGGAACAUAGUGUCUGCACUGAAGUUUUAUUUAUAAAAAAUGGUUAUGUUUUCUGUGUCUUGCAGAUUGAACGUAACUAUGCAUUUGGCUUAUUUCAAGAAAAGUGAUAAUAAUAUGCAACGAAAACAUAAAAUCUUUUAGCAUUGAAAAGAUCAAUUACUUCGUAUUGCUUCAUUCAGUUGAAGGAUACUCGAGAUAAUCUAUAAGUGGACCAGCACGUUUGGCAGCCGGUGCUUCUUGUUGCUAACAGUGGCUAUUUAUAUCGUGUCCUAUGCUAGGUCUAGUAUGCUUUCGUUUUAGUGAGAAACUCACCUCUUUUAGUACCUGUGAGAGGUUCUCCGAUGCAUAGAAACUUACUUCCUAUUUUCUUCCGCUUUGUGAUCCUUGCUUUGGUUAGGAGGCAUUUGGAUAUUUCACAUUGUAUCUAGGGAUGAUACAGAAAAACGUAGAGUUGCUGGAUUUCUCUACUUUGCUUAAAAUAUGAUGACACAAUUGUUCAGUUUCUUUGCUGACUAUUUGUUUCAUUGUUUACGUGUAGGUAAAAAAAAUUGAUAUCUUGAUCGAUCAGCUAAUUGAAAAGAUGUUUUUGAACCCAUCAAAUCAUGUUCUUCUUCGGUUUAUGAGUUAUUUAAGUGAACGGUUAGCAGAAGCCGGAGAUUUAGUCCUGCAUCGUGUUCUGGUACAUAUGCAAGGGCAGGAGUAAGUAAAUGCCUUUCAUUGUCACUAAUCGACUUUCUUGGUUUUCUGCUAUUGAACCUGGUCAGGCUGCGGAGUAACCCAUCUAUGCAUCCACACACUUCACAACUCGAGUGAUUUGGUAGCUAGAACCUUGGUUGUGACGCAGUGAAAGAAAUAUGCUUUUUCCAAAGAUGUCAGAUCUUGGAGGGAUUCGUUUCAUUAGGUGGUAACUGGUUGGUUUUCUUGAUUAACAAGUGAUAAUACGUAAUUCGUAGCUUGCUUAUACCCUGUACUUUCCAAGUGUGCUAGGGUAACUAACGAUUAAAGGAUCGUUACAUUGUACUCAUGUUUUUGGAACUUCACACUGCUUUUUCAUGAUGGUUUGAAAACUUGGGCUGUGUAAUAAAGUACCAUCAACCUUAUUAGACUAUUAUCAGAAAAAAUGGCACUUAAAUUUUCUCUGUGAUCGGUAGCUGAUGUUUUGAGACAGUUGCAUCCUGACUCCAUGAAAGCAAUGGAGGAAGGAACGGCAGAUGGCAUCUGAGACACUGUCUGCAAUUUCAUGUCUCCACCGUCAACUGUCAUGUGAGACCUGACAUCUUUUACUGGCUUCUUCAAGCACUAUCCAUUUCGGAUGCCAAGUUAUGCUCCGGGUAUCUGGUAUACUGCAGAAUUUCUUUGGGGACUUGGGAUUCGAUAAUGCAGAAUGUAGUGAAAAAGCUUUGUCUGACUGCUUGCCAAUAAUGAGAGAUUUGGGUAGGUUCUUUGCAAUUUGAUUAGGGUAGCAUGGAUGAUAAUGGAAUUGAGCUAGUGAUUUCAAAACAUCUCAUUCAGAAAAUAGAUUUAAAUGAACAACAAAGAUGGAGGAAUAGUAAAUUGAUUUGUGUGCCUAUAAGAUAUUUAACUUAAAGCAUUGAUGAUCUUAAAUUUCCUCCAUUGACUAUGGUUGCAAUUGAUGUCGAGAAUGUCUGGUUAGAUAAUGAAGUAUAUGACACAAUUUUCAGUGUCUAUCUUGAGGAUAGGACUCUAUACUUCUAACCGCACAUUUGACUUGUUUUUCCAACGUUUUGUAUAUUUUCGUCAUUUUCACUUGGCAUUCUUUUCCCUUUUCUGUUCUCUUUUAGUUUUUUUAGAAAUGCUUUAGUUUCUUUUUGGUUUGUUAGAUGAUUGAGUUAUCCAUCACUUUUUUUGACAUAAUUCCUUAUUUUGGUGUGACAUCAAGAACAUACCUUCAAUAAAACAUGAACACUUCUGUUUUUGACAUUACUGUCCUUUUGCAGUAUGGAUGAAAGCUGGGUCUCUGAUAGAAGCAAAGAGAGUUUUGAAAGUGACAACGCAAUCAGAUUAAAGAGUUCCGUGUUUAGCCGUCUUUGUCCACUAUUGAUUCUUAGACUCCUCCCAUUGAAGAUUUUUGAUAAUUUGGGGUCCUCGACACUAUAUGGUGUAUUUCCUAACGAAGAAAAUUGGAAGGGUAUGUUAUUGCUUUAUUUUCCCUUAUUCCCAGUUUCUCAAUCUCUGGAUCCCUUGUUCGCAAUCAUUUUCUCUUAGUUUCUGAACUGUGCUUCCCUUAUUCUUCUAGUUUCAUUGUUGGUCGGUGGCUUAGCUAUCAUUAUAACUGGAUUCACAAAUUUGAUAACACUGGUCUUAGUUAUGGUUGAAAUGAAGUAUUUCUUUCUCAAUUUCUAGCCUUGAGAGAGAAUCCAUCUAAGUUGCUUUAAAUAGCUUGAUUUCAAGGAGAUCCAGAUGUCAACAGUCAAUUGUGUAUUGGUGUUUGCAGAUAAAAUAACGUGUGUUCGCUUGUAUAUGAUUUUUAGAAAUUAUUUGAAAGAUUCAAUAAUGAUUUUUUCCUGGGAAAUAAAGAAAUGCAAGUCACUUCGUGCUUCACCUUUGCUUUCCUUCGAUACUCAAUUGAUUAUGUUGGAUUAUGGUUAUCUAUCCUGGCACAGCCCACCCUCUCAUGAUAUAUGAUAACACUUUUGUUUGACUUUUUUAAAAAAAAUUCAGCUCAAAAAGAUGCAUGUAUGAGCAAUCGUGAAAGCAUCGCUCCUCUACUCAUUAACAGGUGCUUGGAGCUUUUACAGUUUGUCUCUUUUCAGUGGUAAAUAAUUUUUACACGUUAAGAUUUCUUCUUCCCUUGUUUCGUUCAGAGCGUUUGGUUUAUUUGAAUACGAAGAUGUACGGAAACUUGCAGCUGAGCUAUGUGGGCGUCUUCAUCCUCAGGUACAUAGUUCACCUAAGUUUCAUUCAUUUACAAAAUAUACCUCACUACUUCAUCGAAUAUUUCCUCUUCAGAAUCAUCCAUUAUUUAUGAAUGAAGUAUACUUCAUUACAUCAUCUUGGAAUACAUCAGCCGCUAGACAGUGGGCUCGAAGAGCCUUGGCUCUCUUGGGUGACCAUAAUGGGGUUAGGAGCGUGUGUGUGGGGGGGCAGGGCAGCCUGUGAUGUCACUGGGUGUUUAUUGAUAGCGACCGAUUCCACUCGUCACAAAAACUUGAAUAUUUCUUUGAGAAAUACUCCGUUCGCUGCCCAUUUAUCGAUGUUAAGUGACAAGUCUGCACACAGCCACUGAGAUUGGAUCUUCAACCAUUUACCAAGGAACAACUCAGUGUAAAAGGAAGCUUGUGACUGAUAACUGGGAAGCUCUCCAGCCUCUCUUCUCCCUGGGCAUGCCACCUGGGUUUCUACUCUUGGAAACUUUUAUAAUAUCAGUGCAAUAGCCCCUCUACCAUGUCGUUCUCUGAUCUCCAUCUAUUUAUCUCUUUCUUGGCUUUGUCCAGGGCUGUCCAGGGACCUGGCCUAGGUUGGGUCUUAUGGUCAAAUUUAAUUGGACUUAAUUCCUUUGAAUUUAAAUUAUUGAGUAUUAUUCUAAUAAUCAUUUUAUUGAUUGGAAAUAUUUAGGAAGAGAAUUUUCGCUACCAAUUGUGACCCUCAUAUUUUCCUUAUUUUCUACUAAUAAUGAUAAAAAAAGAGUUAUCAUGUGAUGUAAACAGAGACUUGCUGCUGCAUUAUGUGAUUGAUUCUUUUCUCAGGUCCUCAUUCCCAUCGUUGCAUACCAUAUAAGAUCUGCUUCAGAAUCCCGUGAUGCACUCAAGUUGAAAGCUUGCUUGUUCGCAGUCUGCACUUCUCUCGUGGUAAUCUCUCUUUGCUUUUUAUUCCAAGGAAUGAACAUUUUAUUUCUCUGCUCCUUACUCCCCACACCAUUUUAUUACCAUUUAGGGUAGGGGCGCUGAGACUGCAUCGCACCCAUCAAUGGCUGAAAUCAGACAAGUAAUCGAUUCUGUGCUGUCCUGGCCGUCCGUUGGCUCCGACGAAGGCAAGCAGGGCCUAUUUUCUUCCCCUUCCCCCUGUCAAAAAAAAAGAAACCCAUCUCUGCACGCUUGUUUCUUGCUUCCUGACCAGAUGAUCUCCUGAUCCUAGUUCCCAAGGCGCAGCACGGGUGCGUCGAUUGCCUGGCGCUGAUGAUCUGCGCCGAGGUUCAGUCGCCGGAACCUCUCCGGGGGCCGAGAAAUCAUCCGGGUUUGUUCUUCGGAUUGCUAAUUGGGUCGAAUCUGAAUGCCAGAUCCUCGAUUCCCUUCGUCGUUUUUCUAAAUUUGGGAGUACUAUUCGUUGCAGGAGGGUCUGAUGCUUUAGCUGGUUCUGCUGUUCUGACCCGCGUGAUGCAGAGGCUGGCAUCUGAAUCACCUUCUCCUGAUCAUCAUGAACUCGGUUCUUCGCCGGCAUCUCGCCUGUUCAUGGCCAGUGUUCUGAUCAGCGCAUGCCAGAAAGUCGCGAGCUCCGAGCGAUCUGAGCUCGCUCGUAGGAUCCUUUCAGCUCUCAUUCCUUCCAUCGAGGUGAUUAAUCUUCUUUCAUUCUACUUUUCGCGUUCAUCCAUGGAAUCGCUGACUCUCUUUCUCUCUCUCUCUCUCCUUCCCUCUCUCUCAAUCGCUGGACAGCAGUCGAUAGCAGAUUCGGAAGUCAGACCCGCUUGCCUCCAGGUUCUCUUCUCAGCUGUCUACCAUCUGAAGUCGUCGGUGCUCCAAUACUCCAUGGAUCUUUUCAAGCUUUCCAUAAAAGCGCUCAAGAAAGGAUCAGAGAAGGUGACUGGAAGUCAAUGUCUUGCCCUGAUAUGGUUCGCCCGGGCACUUCUGACCGCCAAAGCUUUUGACUUUUUUCGCAGGAGAAGAUUGCUGCCGCCAAGCUCUUAGUAGCUCUCAUGGCCAGUGAAGAUGGGAUCGUCGAGAGAAUAUCGACGGGCCUUAUCGAAGCAAAAUCGACCUUGGCCAGCAUUUCCAUGGCGGAUUCCUCUUCCAGGGAGCUGCGGCAGCUGUGUGAGAAAUUGCUGGCCUGUUUGACUUCCCCAUUGGAAGGCCUCAUGCUCGGCGCAUACAGACCGGCAACCUGA
Messenger RNA from Spirodela intermedia, 20791 nucleotides. The record is from the annotation of a GenBank genome assembly. Lineage: Eukaryota; Viridiplantae; Streptophyta; Magnoliopsida; Alismatales; Araceae.